Molecule: messenger RNA, 1407 nt
Organism: Mytilus trossulus (common blue mussel)
Lineage: Eukaryota; Metazoa; Mollusca; Bivalvia; Mytilida; Mytilidae
Product: ankyrin repeat domain-containing protein 50-like
Exons: 1
Coding region: 1-1200 (399 amino acids)
Molecular function (GO): protein binding
Source: RefSeq, a predicted model, not a curated record
AUGAAUGACUGUAAUGCUUUGUACUUGGCAAUUCAGAAUGGAAAUACUGAAAUAGUGAGAUUAAUAUUAGAGAAGAAUCCUCUAGUUGAUCUUUGUGACACAUAUGGCUUGAGUCCACUGUGCGGGGCAACUUUGGAAGGGCAUACAGAUAUAGCAAAGUUACUGUUAGUGAAGAAUCCAAAUGUUGAUCUAUGUGACAUUGAUGGCCGAAGUCCUCUGAUUUUUGCAAGUCAAAAUGGAAAUACUGAAAUAAUCAGAUUACUUCUAGAGAAAGAUCCUAAUGUUGAUCUCUGUGAUAUUUAUGGCCGAAGUCCUCUGUGCAUGGCAACCUUGGAGGAGCAUACUGAUGUAGUAAAGUUAUUGUUAGAGAAAAAUGCAAAUGUGAAUCUUUGUGACAAUGAUGGCCGACAUCCUCUAAUAUUGGCAAGUCAGAAUGGGAAUACUGAUAUAGUGAGAUUACUCUUAGAGAAGGAUCCUAAUGUUGAUCUUUGUGACAACUAUGGCUGGAGUCCUCUGUACAGGGCAACGUUGGAAGGGCAUACUGAUGUAGUAAAGUUACUGUUAGAAAAGAAUCCUAAUGUUGAUCUAGGUGACAAUGAUGGCCGAAGUCCUCUGUCAUUGGCAAGUUAUAACGGACAUACUACUAUCGUGAGGUUACUGUUAGAGAGAAAUGCUAAUUUUGAUCUAUGUGACAAUGAUGGCCGAAGUCCUCUGUCAUUGGCAAGUUAUAACGGACAUACUACUAUCGUGAGGUUACUGUUAGAGAGAAAUGCUAAUGUUGAUCUGUUGGGCAACGAUGGUUGUGGUGCUUUGUACUUGGCAAGUCAGAAUGGGAAUACUGAUAUAGUAAGAUUACUUUUAGAGAAGGAUCCUAAUGUUGAUCUAUGUGGCAAUGGUUGCAUAAGUCCUCUUUUAUUGUCAAGUUAUAAAGGACAUACUGAUAUAGUGAGGUUACUGUUAAUGAAAAAUUCUAUUUUCGAUCUAUGUGACAGUGAUGGCUGUACUUCCCUGUACUUGGCUUGUCAGAAUGGACAUACUAAAAUAGUAAGGUUACUAUUAGAACACAAAUCUAAUGUUGAUAUAUGUGACAAUAAUGGCAGGAGUCCUUUGGACAUUGCAAGUUUGCGUGAACAUACUGAUAUAGUAAGAUUGCUGUUAGAGAUGAAUCAUAAUAUUGAUCUGAGUGACAAUAACGACUGAUGUCCUCGAGAUAACAUAGCUUCUGUUACAGAACAAUGAUGACUGUUACAUAUGUAUCCAUAGUAAAAAGUCAUUAGCAGACACAUAUACUACAUAUACUAAGCAUCAAUAGAAAACACGUCUGACGUAUAGACUUUAGUCCUGGUAUCUAUGAUGAGUUUAUUUACAACCACUGGGUCGAUGCCACUGCUGGUUGAGAUUUAUUUC